Aspergillus oryzae RIB40 is the source of this 1626-nucleotide messenger RNA. Its product is annotated as aminopeptidase P family protein. Gene Ontology annotation, molecular function: metalloaminopeptidase activity; manganese ion binding. The record is from RefSeq and is a predicted model, not a curated record. The coding region runs from base 1 to 1626 and encodes 541 amino acids. Gene Ontology annotation, cellular component: mitochondrion. The transcript is spliced from 10 exons. Lineage: Eukaryota; Fungi; Ascomycota; Eurotiomycetes; Eurotiales; Aspergillaceae.
AUGUCGACAUGCAAAUUGCUCACCCGCCAAUGGCCUCGUUAUCUACGUUGUCCCACGUCGCGUAUAUCUGUCACAAGCUUCAAUCGUACGGCGUUCCAGACACGACCAGCCCUUCGUCGCGCACACGGUUCUAUCUCCGCCGCGGAGCUUAAAUUCGGUCAACCAUUACACGAGACACACCCCCAUAUACUCAAUCCAGGUGAACUGACGCCCGGAAUUACUGCGCUCGAGUAUGCCCAUCGUCGUUCACGACUCGCAAACCGACUCCCGAAACAUGCUAUCGCUGUGUUGAGCGCUGCGGAGGUUACAUAUCGCGCCUCCGGGAUCUUCAAUGAGUACCGGCAAGACUCCAACUUCUUCUACCUUACAGGGUUUAAUGAGCCCAAUGCACUGGCUAUAAUCGCAAAUGAUGGCUCCGGAGAUAACCACAUUUUCCACCUCUAUGUACGAGAAAAGGAUCCGAAAGCUGAGCUUUGGGACGGAGCCCGGUCAGGCACGCGGGCUGCGAUUGAUGUCUUUAAUGCCGAUGAGACAGGUGAUAUAGAACGCAUUGGAGAUAUACUCCCUCGCAUUCUGUCUGAUGCUACGGAGAUCUAUACAGACAUCCCAGCCUUUAACCCAGGCAGAUCGUCCUUGCAUCGGUAUCUUUACGGACCCACCGGCACAUCUGAACAGCUGAAGAAGGUCGUGGACCAUAGUAAGGUCAGGCCUUUACGACACAUCUUGAAUGACAUGAGGGUGUUCAAGAGCGAGGACGAGGUCGUGCAAAUGCGUCGAGUAGGGCAAGCUUCGGGAAGAGCUUUCACUGAAUCCAUGCGACAGACAUUCACUAAAGAGAAGGAUUUGAUGUCCUUUCUGGAAUAUAAUUUCAAAGUGAAGGGCUGCGACACAAGUGCCUUUGUGCCUGUUGUUGCGGGCGGUUCUGUAUGUGUUGUAUUACAACUAAACCGAACAGAGGCUAACACGUCACAGAAUGCUUUGAGCAUCCAUUACACGAGGAAUGAUGACGUCUUGAGGCUAAUAUAUGAUCAUUCAGGGAUGGAGAUAUGGUAUUGGUCGAUGGGGGUGGAGUACGAAACGGGCACUUACGUCUCUGACAUCACGAGGACUUGGCCCGUUAAUGGCAAAUUCUCCGACCCUCAGCGGGACUUAUACAAUGCAGUUUUAAAUGUGCAACGCACCUGCGUGUCCCUUUGCAGGGAGAGUGCAAACGUUUCCUUGGACAAAUUGCACACAAUCGCAGAAAAUGGCCUUCGAGAUCAACUCCAACAGCUCGGUUUUGAUGUUUCAGGGAAUGUAAGAUCACCCUUUGCUUUUGUUUCACCUAACAUCGAUAUUGACGUCCAUAGGCGAUGGGCGUCUUGUUCCCUCAUCAUUUGGGACUGGACGUCCAUGAUUGCCCCGGUUAUUCUCGAGGUCUUUAAGCUAAUACAACCAAGCGGUAUCUACGUCCCGGACAGUGACCGAUGGCCGGAAAAGUUCCGGGGCAUUGGAAUCCGUAUUGAAGAUAGCGUGUGCGUUGGGGACGACAGUCCUAUUGUGUUAACUACCGAGGCAGUUAAAGAGGUAAGAUCCCUUGUCUCUAUCAAGAAUUCUGUCGACGAUAUCGAGGCUCUUCGAGGAUAA